CUGUCUCUGCUUGGGGUCCCUGCAGGUAGACAGGUGGUCAGACAGACAGAUAAAGGUGUGAGAAAGACCCGACCUGAUGUUCGGCUUCCUGUCUGUGUGUGUCGUGCUUAAAGACAGACAGGUGAGCGUUGCCAGUCUGUAGAUUACUCAGAGGUCCGCUGGGUCCUGUUGCCAUGGAAGAGUUGGUCAAACACCUGUCCAGGUGUCAGCACAUGGGCUGGAUGAAUGUGAUUGAGUUGAAGAGCGCCUCCAUUCAUUGGCUGUCAUGUGGUCGAAAGGCGGAGCCUGACGUCUGGACUAAAAUGUUCUGCAUCCUGUCUGAUUCUCAGUUAGUGAUGCUGAAAAACCUGGAGGUUCAUCCUCUGCUUCUGGCAGAGAGGGCGGAGAUUUGUACUGUCUGGUUGCUAAGAUACACUGUCCAUGCAACCUCAGCACCGCCUUGCUCCGCUCACAAAGAUGUUCCAGAGAGAGGGGUCCGCCAUCAGAGCAUGCCCAGUAGCUCCACUGUGGAAACGGCCACCAGCAGAGUGACGGGGUUUCUGUCCCGGAGGUUCAAACAGUCUCUUCGAAGAACUCGAUCUCAACCAAAGCUUUGCCGUCCGAGCAGCCUGAAGUCAGACCAGAACACCUCCGACAAAAGGUGUGUGAUGCGACAGCUGCACUGUGGUAGCCAGGAGUCAUUGCUAAGCACCGGCUGUGUGUCAUCUCUGGAGCUCAGGAUGGACCAAUCAGUGAUCAUUAAACCGGUUCACUCCUCCCUCCUGGGACAGGACUACUGCUUCGAGGUAACGACCUCGACGGGAACAAAGUGCUUCUCGUGUCGUUCAGCGGCAGAACGCGAUAAAUGGAUGGAGAACCUGAGGAGAGCCGUUCACCCCAACAAGGACAACAGCCGGAGGCUGGAGAACGUCCUGACGCUGUGGGUGAUCGAAGCCAAGGACCUGCCCGCCAAGAAGAGGUACUUCUGCGAGCUGUGUCUGGACGACAGUCUCUACGCUCGGACAUCGUGUAAGCUGAAGACUGACAACAUCUUCUGGGGCGAACGUUUCGACUUCAGCAGUCUGCCAUCUGUCAGCGCCGUCACUCUUCAUCUCUACAAAGACACCGACAGGAAGAGGAAGAAGGACAAGAGCAGCUACGUCGGAUUGGUCAACAUUCCUGUUGCCACGGUGACUGGCAGACAGCUGGUGGAGAAGUGGUACACAGUGAGCACGCCCAGCACCAGCAGGGGAAAGUCGGCGGUGCCCACGGUGCGGAUCAAGGCUCGAUAUCAGAGUAUCGUCAUCCUGCCAAUGGAGCAGUACAAAGAGUUUGCUGAGUACAUCAGCUCAAACUACCUGCUGCUGUGUAACACUUUGGAGGCGUCCAUCAGUCUGAGAGCCAAAGAGGAGCUCGCCGCUGCGCUCGUCCACAUUCUGCACAGCACCGGCAAGGCCAAGGACUUCCUGACGGACCUGAUGAUGUCAGAAGUGGACCGUUGCCGGGACAACGACCAGCUGAUCUUCAGAGAGAACACGCUGGCGACGAAAAGCAUUGAAGAAUACCUGAAGCUGAUUGGACAGAAGUACCUGCAGGACGCCCUUGGUGAAUUCAUCAAAGCUCUGUAUGAGUCUGAUGAGAACUGUGAGGUCGACCCGUCUCGCUGUUCGACGUCUGACCUCACAGAACAUCAGGCCAACCUGAGGAUGUGCUGCGAGCUCGCCUUCUGCAAGAUCCUUGACUCCUACAGGGUGUUCCCACGGGAGCUGAAGGAGGUGUUUGCAUCAUGGCGACAGGAGUGCGGUAACCGGGGGCGACCGGACAUCAGUGAGCGUUUGAUCAGCGCGUCGUUGUUCCUGCGCUUCCUGUGUCCGGCUGUGAUGUCACCAUCGCUGUUUGACCUGAUGCAGGAAUUCCCCGACGAGCGCUCAGCGAGGACACUGACCCUCAUCGCCAAGGUCAUCCAGACGCUCGCCAACUUCAGCAAGUUUGGCACUAAAGAAGAGUACAUGUUGUUCAUGAAUGACUUCGUGGAGCGUCAGUGGAGCAGCAUGCAGCGUUUCCUACAGGAGAUCUCGAACCCGGACGGACUGAACCACACCGCCGGCUUUGACGGGUACAUCGACCUCGGACGAGAGCUGUCCAGUCUGCACACGCUGCUGACCGAGCUCGACCAGUCCUGCUUGGCGAAGCUCGGUCCUCUUCCUCGGAUCCUCAGAGACGUGUCAAUGGCUCUGGCUAAUCCGGGGGGCGUGUUUAACCCUGGAGGCGUGGCCGUCUCCUCUCCAGAGCCUCAGCGUGUUGUGUCUCCACCCCCUCUGUCCCCGCCCCCCUUGUCCCCACCCCUGUCACCCCCUCUGGCAGCAUGUAAUCCCUCCAUCGGCCUGCAGGGUGGCGUCGGACUGGACGGAGGUUUGGUAGAUUUCACCAGACUUCCGUCUCCGACUCCAGAGAACAAAGACCUGUUCUUCGUCACUAAAGGAUCCAGCCUGCAGCCGGCAUCAGGCCUGCAGGGCUCUCCGGCACCGAGCUCCUCCUACUCGGAGCCCAAUGAGAACGAGGCGGGCUUUGAAAUGACCAAUGGGAGCCGGAGGGAGGGUCAAGAUCUGACCAAUGAGAGCCGCAGUCUGUCCCUGGUCGACCUGCAGGAUUCCUCCCCUAGCGACGGCCUUGACGACAGCCAAUGGCAGCGCAGGACGGGGCUCCUCCCCCUUUCCUUCCAGAACCCUGUCUAUCACAUGACCACCACGUCGCCCCGGCAGCAGACGGACGCCACACCUUCGGAUGGAUCGGCGGGGUCUCAGGGAAACGCUGAUGACAGGAACGCCAUGGCAACCAAACCGGCGUUUCUUACCCAGAUGUCGGUGGGGCUGGGAGGGGGGGAGAGGGGGGAGAGGAUGUCGGCCAUGUCGAGCAGCAGCAGCGGAGAAGAAUACUCGAGACGGGCGCUGUCGCUCACUGAGACAGGUAACCCCACCCCUCCUCGUCAGAACUCGUCGGGUCCUCAGAGACGGAUUGAUCAGCCUCCUCCGCCCUCCUCCGCUCCACCUGGACCUCCUCGGGGUCGGACACCUCCCAGCAUGCUCAGCGGUGGGGGAGGCCCCGCCUAUCCUCCUCGCCCCGCCUCCGGCAGCAUGAUGUCAUCCAGUCCUGAUUGGCCGAGCAGUGGCCAGUCACGUCUCAGACAGACGUCAUCGUCAUCUAAAGGAGACAGCCCUGAGAAACAGCGGCCUGCCGCCAAGGCUCCGUCACCGUGUGCAUUGGAUCGGACCGCUGCCUGGCUGCUUAACAUGAACUCCGCCUCCUCGUACGGUGAGACGGAGGACGAUCGCCAUGACGACGCCCUCAUAGAGAAGUACCAGCAGGAGAUUGCAUUGCUGCAAGAGAAGUUGCGGGUUGCUGCGUUGCGUCAGGAUGAGUGUGAAGCUCGACUGCUGAUCCAGGAUCAACAGAACCAGCGCAUGCUGCAGGAGUACCAGGUGCGGUUGGAGGACACAGAGAGCCGACUGAGGAGACUUCAGGACGACAAAGACCUGCAGAUGAACAGCAUCAUCAGCAGGUUGAUGGCAGUAGAGGAGGAGUUGAAGAAGGAUCACUCUGACAUGCAGGCAGUGAUCGACUCCAAACAGAAGAUCAUCGAGGCACAGGAGAAGAGGAUUUCGAGUCUCGAUGCAGCGAACUCUCGCCUGAUGGCGGCAUUGACGCAGCUGAAGGAGCGGUACGCUGUGACAUCACAGAGGAACGGCCUGUCGCCUAGCAACACAUCGUCACUGCAGAUCACCGAGAACGGCGAGUUCCGUAACUCCGGCAACUGAUAAGCUCUGAUUGGCUGAUGGAAAGAAGGCGAUUGCAUGAAGUGUGAGAGACAGCAGGAGGGGCUAACUAUGCCACGCCCCUCUUCUACAAAUCAACCAAUCCUCGAUCGUUACAGGCCUGUCAGUCACCUCCUGCAAACGGAUCUGUUGCUAGGAUACCGCUCACUUCCUGUUUUAGUUUUGCAUGUUUCCUUUUUCAAGUCUGACAUCAUAUCCUGCUUCCUUUGGCACUUCCUGUCCUGUGAGCAGGAAGUGCCCAAUGACCAAACUGCACGUAUUCAACUGGACCCGCCUGGUUCUGGUGACAUUUUUAAAGGGACAGCCUGUGCUAACAGAGGGUUAGCCUAGCUUAGCACAAAGACUGGAAGCAGGUGGAAAACGUUAGCCGCCUUCAUGUGAUAUUUUGUCCGCUCUGGGCUUCCGUAAUUCUGAACAUGGACCCGGUCCGGUCCGUUUCAGACUUUAGACGUUUGUGUCGUUUCAGAGAAUUUUAACGUAAAUUCAGAAUUUAUCGUAAAAGUUUAAAAUGUGAUGAGAAGUUUGUGAAAACUGAAAAAACACACACACAACCCAGUUGGACCCGGCUGUGGUUCUGUCUCCGUAUUUAUGAAUCUUUCUGUUAUUUAUCCGUCAGUAUUUAUAAAGAGAAGCU
Molecule: messenger RNA, 4446 nt
Organism: Larimichthys crocea (large yellow croaker)
Lineage: Eukaryota; Metazoa; Chordata; Actinopteri; Sciaenidae
Gene: dab2ipa
Product: DAB2 interacting protein a
Exons: 23
Coding region: 174-3794 (1206 amino acids)
Biological process (GO): regulation of GTPase activity
Source: RefSeq, a predicted model, not a curated record